GCCCCGCCCCGGGCGGCACGUGACCGCAGGUGGCGGCGGCGGGGUGGGCGGGGCGGCACUUAGUCACCGGCCAGCAGCCGCCUGUGCUCCCUGCUCCGCCCGCGCGGCUUCCUCGCCGGCUCUGCGCUGCGCCUCGCCCGCGCCCACCCGGCUCCAUAUGGGCAGAGGAGUGGAGGCAGCCUUGAGGCCCCAGAACCACUGUGCCCUGUUGGGCUGGAAUUAGGAUCCGACCGUCCUGGUCUCGCGCCUGCCGGCAGUGGUACCCAGCCAACGGCACCAUGGCCUUCUCUCAGGUACAGUGUCUGGACGAUAACCACAUCAACUGGCGCUCCAGCGAGUCCAAGCCCGAGUUCUUCUACAGUGAGGAGCAGCGGCUGGCGCUGGAGACCCUGGUGGCCCGCGGCCCUGAGGCUUUCUAUGAGGUGCUGAAGCGGGAGAACAUCCGCGACUUCCUCUCCGAACUGGAGCUCAAGCGCAUCCUGGAGACCAUCGAGGUUUACGACCCGGGAUCCGAGGACCCACGGGGCACUGGCCGCCCCCCGGGCCCUGAGGAAGGUCCUGUUGGUGACAGUGAGGAGGCCAGCAGGGGUGGUGGGGCACCCACCGAGGCAGAUCCGCCGCCCUCACUGGAGUACUGGCCCCAGAAGUCGGACCGUUCCAUCCCACAGCUGGACCUGGGCUGGCCAGACACCAUCGCCUACCGCGGUGUGACCCGGGCUAGUGUCUACAUGCAGCCCCCCAUAGACGGACAGGCCCACAUCAAAGAGGUGGUGCGCAAGAUGAUCGGCCAGGCCCAGAAGGUAAUCGCUGUGGUCAUGGACAUGUUCACUGAUGUGGACAUCUUCAAGGACCUGCUGGAUGCCGGCUUUAAGAGGAAGGUGGCUGUGUACAUCAUCGUGGACGAGAGUAACAUCAAGUACUUCCUGCACAUGUGUGAGCGGGCCUGCAUGCACCUGGGGCACCUCAAGAACCUCAGGGUGCGGAGCAGCGGGGGAACAGAGUUCUUCACACGGUCAGCCACCAAGUUCAAGGGUGCCCUGGCCCAGAAGUUCAUGUUUGUGGAUGGAGACCGGGCCAUCUGUGGCUCCUACAGCUUCACUUGGUCGGCGGCGAGGACAGACCGGAAUGUGAUCUCUGUGCUGUCCGGCCAGGUGGUGGAGAUGUUCGACCGGCAGUUCCAAGAGUUGUACCUCAUGUCGCAUGGUGUCAGCCUCAAGGAUAUCCCCAUGGAGAAGGAGCCAGAGCCAGAGCCCAUCGUGCUGCCCUCCGUGGUCCCUCUGGUGCCCUCGGGCACCAUGGCCAAGAAACUUGUCAACCCCAAGUACGCGCUGGUCAAGGCCAAGAGCGCCGAUGAGAUCGCCAAGAGCUCCUCAGAGAAGCAGGAGGUCAAGAGCCCCCCAGGGCUGCGGGGCCCAGGGCUGGCCGAGCAGCCGGGAGACUUCCCCGAGGCACCCCCACCAGUGCACCCGGGCCUGCUCAACCUAGAGCGGGCCAACAUGUUCGAAUACCUGCCUACGUGGGUGGAGCCAGACCCGGAGCCAGGUAGCGACAUCCUGGGGUACAUCAACAUCAUUGACCCCAAAGUCUGGAACCCCCAGCCUAGCCAGAUGAACCGCAUCAAGAUCCGAGACACAUCCCAGGCUAGUGCCCAGCUGUGGAGGCAAAGCCAGGACUGCAGCCCCGCCCUGGAGCCCAGUGCCACCCAGGAUGGGGUCCCAGCCGAGAAUGGCCUCCCCCAGGGAGACCCCAAGCCACAGCUCCCCGUGCCUGAGCCCAGGACAGUCCCUGUGGCUGAGCCGCUUUCCCAGGAUGGUGGUGGUGUUGGCUGGGCCCUGGAGACCCCAGAAGAGGAGGCACCCCAGAACAGAACAGACCAUGAGCUGCCCAGGACACCAGGCCCAAGCCAUACCCCACUCCAGCGGCAGCUGUCCGUGACCCAGAAUGACCCUGACAGCCAGGGGGCAGCGGUCCCCAAUGGGCUAGAUGGGGAGGGGGAGGAAGACGACGAUGACUAUGUGACCCUCAGUGACCAGGACAGCCUCUCGGGCGGCUCCAGCCUCAGCCCUGGCCCCCGCCGGCCCUCGGUGGCCUCGUCUGUGUCAGACGAGUAUUUUGAGGUGAGGGAGCGCUCGGUCACUCUCCGGAGGCGCCACUCAGAGCGCAUGGCUAAUGGGCCCGCCCAGCCCCCACGCCGGCAGUUGAGCGCACCCCACAUGACCCAGGGGACCUUUGGUGGACCCCUGGGUGGCUCGCUGUGGGCCCAGGAUCGGGAGAGGGAAGAGGCGAGCACUCCGAGGAGGAUGCAGGCCCCACAUGCCUCGGAUAAAGAGACACAGGGCCAGCAGUUCCGUCACUAUGGAGUCCCUGCCUCGGGGACCAGGGAUAAAGAUGGCUUCCCACGACCCUUGAGGACCCUGGGACCCCCGCGGUACCGCCCUGCCGCCACCGGUGCCCAGAGCUCUGCCCAGAAAGUGGGCCCAGCUGCAACAAGCCCACACCACUGGCAGGCCAAGGGUGGCCCCCUGUCCCGCACGCUGCCGGGUCCUGGGAGCCCGAGGCCAGCCCAAAAUGCCAGGCCCCUGGCCGGGGAGUGUCCAAGUCCUUUCGGAAUCCCAUACUCCAAACUGUCCGAGUCAAAGCACCUGAAGGCCAGGACAGGUGGUAGCCAGUGGGCCUCAUCUGAUUCUAAACGGAGGGCCCAGGCCCUCCGGGACCACAAGAACCCCUAGAGCCCUGUCCCCAGGCCUGGAGCCCCGCCAUCCACAGCCUCCACCCCAGCCCAGAAUCUCAUGCAGGUGUUUGUGGUGCCCUGACAGGGGUCGGUAGAUGGGCCGCUGGACCCCCCGGGAGGCGGAAGGUGGGGCAGGCAGCAGUGCCAGCACUCACCUGGUCAGUGCACCAGUACCAGGUGGCAAUGAUGGUCAGACCGAAGGUCAUGCCGGUCCAUGGGAGGUCCCCUGUGUAGGGAUCUCGGAACAUGUGCAUGGCGUCUGUGCGUGGCAGGUGGCAGCUCGUGUUGGCGAUGGUUCUGGUUGGGAUGGCCUGGGCAUAGACUGCUGCCAGCUGCUCGUACCCACCGAUCUGGUUGAAAGCUGGAGGGGUCGGGGCAGGGCAGGGGUGGGUUGGUGGCUGGUGGCCCUGACUCCCUGCCCCCCAUGGCCCUCAUCUCCCAUGUAACUUCCUAAUGCAUCAAACUUGACUUUUUCCCACUUAACCUUUCCCAUAUCUGGAAAGGUGUGGAGGGUAGAGGGUUUUAAGAAAAAGGUAAAUUCAAAUGACUAUUUUAUUUGGAUUUAAAAUAAUACUAUUAAAUAAGCGUUUUUCACGUGA
Manis pentadactyla (Chinese pangolin) is the source of this 3330-nucleotide messenger RNA. RefSeq names its product family with sequence similarity 83 member G (gene SACK1G). Bases 279 to 2729 code for a protein of 816 amino acids. The record is from RefSeq and is a predicted model, not a curated record. The transcript has 6 exons. Gene Ontology annotation, biological process: BMP signaling pathway. Gene Ontology annotation, cellular component: nucleus; cytosol. NCBI's taxonomy places the organism in Eukaryota, Metazoa, Chordata, Mammalia, Pholidota, Manidae.